Messenger RNA from Thermochaetoides thermophila DSM 1495, 1488 nucleotides. RefSeq lists its product as uncharacterized. The record is from RefSeq and is a predicted model, not a curated record. The transcript has 2 exons. Lineage: Eukaryota; Fungi; Ascomycota; Sordariomycetes; Sordariales; Chaetomiaceae. Bases 1 to 1488 code for a protein of 495 amino acids.
AUGGCCAUCUCAGGAGGUCCUCUCCAGAUCCCAUCCUUGAUGUUUGAUUCCUUAUCCCUGGCCAAACGGGAUGAGAUGAUGACCUCUUCGUCUUCGGGACCCAUUCACCUUACCCAUAGAUUCUCUGUGCUAAAAGAGAGUUUGACAAAGGGGAAAGAAACAGUACUUACCUCGUCAUGGAACAGGUUAUUGCACGAGCUUUCCAGGGAGAUCGACCUGGUUUCGGCUUUGGGCACACUAGCUAUCCCGAUCAUCAACUUCGCCGACAUCGAAAACCCGCAGUACUCUGAACAAUUCCUUGGGCAACUCCGACUAAGAGGAGUUGGAGUCAUCCGCGGUGUGAUUCCACAACGAACCGCUUCGACUUGGUGGCAAGAGACACAGGAAUAUAUCGGCCAAUCCAGACAUCCAAAACCCCAAGACGUCUAUUGGAGUCCAGCACAAGUUAAGGCUCGAGCAUGUCCCAACAUAUUAGCUGCCCAAAGAUUUGUCAUGAGCAUAUGGAAGUCACGGGAUCCCACGGCAAGAGUCACCACUUCAUUCCCGAUUACAUAUGCCGAUCGGAUGUCUGUCCGCCGACCAAAUCACGAUCAAGCACACAUUGGUGCACACGUCGAUGGAGGAAGCGUCGAGCGAUGGGAACCUGAUGGGUACGGCCGGGCAGGGACCUAUAAUGAGAUAUUCCAAGGACGCUGGGAGCAGUACGACCCAUGGGAGAGCAGCACACGUCUCGGCGUGACCAGCGAUCUCUACCACCGCACAGGUGCCUGCUCUAUUUUUCGCAUGUUCCAAGGCUGGCUUGCCCUGAAACCUAUCCCCUCAGGCCGUGGUUCCGUCCACGUCUGCCCCCUUCCACGCCAUGCAACCGCCUACUUCCUACUUCGGCCCUUCUUCUCUCCCCGAGAUGGCACCAGCAACAAUCCAAACACCGAAUGGUCCAUAACCAGCCCACAAAAUAGCAUCCUUCACGGUGCACUCCCGAGCUACGCUCAAGAAAUCCACCCCUCUCUCCAUCCCCACCUCCAGCUAGACCGUAGCCUUGUACCCGUCCCUGCGCUCGAACCAGGAGAUUAUCUCAUCUGGCAUCCUGACUUGAUCCAUGCCAUCUCCAGCCCACCAACAUCAUCCUCCUCUUCAGAGCAGCUUUACCCCAUGUACAUGUACCUCCCAGCCUGUCCUUUGACCCAAACCAAUGCUCUUUACCUCGCCCGUCAGCGUAAAGCCUUCCUCCGAGGCCAUCCAGGUCCCGACUUUUUUGAGGCUGGCGCCGGCCUGAGCAGCUUCGGGGGCCGCAGAGAGCCAGGAGGAGAGGCAGAUCAUGCCGGGCAUCCUGGAGUGCGGGAUGUCAAUGAUGCGGGUGGGGAUGAUGGGCUCAGGGCGAUGGGAUUAUUGCCGUGGGAUGAAGAGGAGGCACUCACGGACCAUGAACGUGAGGUCCUUGCGAUGGCGAAUGGGAUUCUGUUUCCGGAUCUGUAUGAUAUGAUUUAG